UGAUUUGGAAUCCAUUAUAUCGAUUAGCACAAGAGCGCUUUCGUAUUUCUUAGAUAAGUGAAAAGCAUUGGAUGUGGAAUAUCGACUUGUUGGCUCAUAUAACUUUGUUUGAAGAAGAAAUUUAUGACUAUUUAUUCUUGUUUUUUCUAUUUUUAGGUGCAAUUACUUUUCCACUUUUAUUGGUUGUGGAUGCUCCUUAUGGAAAGUUGUUUUCUUCAAGUUGGGGACCGACCGUUCGAACAGAUGUUGGUUGGAUAAUACAAGAAGCUCCUGCCUUUUUCUUGUUUUUAUUAUUUGCUCUCAAAAGCUAUAGUCGUUUGCAAGAGCCGGCAUAUAUGUUGUUAUCCUUGAUGUUUUUGGGACAUUAUUUACAACGUGCGUUUAUUUUUCCUCUCCUCAUGAAAACACCAGGAAAACCAACUUCUUUGAUAGUUGUCCUAUCAGCUUUGGGUUGGAAUGUGAUCAACGGGUAUUUGGUUGGAAGAGGACUCUUUCAUUUUGAGGCUAAACUUUCCAGAGAUUGGUAUCGAAACCCUAUUUUUAUAGUUGGAGCGUUGUGCUGGUUAUGUGGUUUUAUUAUCAAUUUGCAUAGUGACCAUAUUCUUCGGAAUUUAAGGAAGCCUGGUGAGAAAGGUUAUAAGAUUCCUCAUGGAGGUCUUUUUCGUUGGGUUUCUUGUGCAAACUAUUUUGGAGAAAUGGUGGAAUGGUCUGGUUGGGCAUUGGCUUCACAGUCUCUAGCUGGAGCUUUGUUUGUGUUUUGGACGGUAGCUAAUUUAUUACCUCGGGCUAUUCGGUAUCAUCAAUGGUAUAUUCAGAAGUUUUCUAGUUAUGUUACUUUCAAUCGAAAAGCUUGUAUUCCUUUUCUGAUAUGAAAAUAAUAAAAAUGUCAUUAUUUUC
Galdieria sulphuraria is the source of this 897-nucleotide messenger RNA. Its product is annotated as 3-oxo-5-alpha-steroid 4-dehydrogenase 1. Gene Ontology annotation, biological process: steroid metabolic process. Gene Ontology annotation, cellular component: membrane. The transcript has a single exon. The coding region runs from base 72 to 872 and encodes 266 amino acids. The record is from RefSeq and is a predicted model, not a curated record. NCBI's taxonomy places the organism in Eukaryota, Rhodophyta, Bangiophyceae, Galdieriales, Galdieriaceae. Gene Ontology annotation, molecular function: 3-oxo-5-alpha-steroid 4-dehydrogenase activity.